ACUUUCAUUUUCUAAAAUGGCAUGUGCAGAAAACAUUUCUUCAACUAAAUUGUUGUCUGAAAAUGAUCAGGUGAUACUAAAGAAAGGAAAAUGUUGUCAAGUAUUUCAGAUUAAAAAGAAGAGAUUUGUUUGGUUAGAUAAAGUGAAAUUUACAUUAGAUGGAGUAAUUGGACAUCGUUAUGGAACAACUUUCAGGGUCACAAAUGGAGAAAUGGUAAAAGUCAACAAAAAGGAACUAGAUGAAGCUUUCCAGUCAACAGAACAGGGAAAAGAUAACAGAGGACUGCAUGAUUUAGAUUCCAAUCAGAAACUGUCACGUGAUGAUAUUGAACUAAUGAAAAAGACUGGUAUGGAAGGGGAGAAAAUUAUUGGUCAGCUGAUAGAAAAUAGUACAACAUUUAAGGACAAAACAGAAUAUGCACAGGAAAAAUGGAUCAAGAAGAAGAAGAAAAAACAUUUACAAAUUUUUACAGUUUUGAAACCAACAGCCAGAUUACUUUGUGAAAUGUACCAUGGAAAAGCUCCACAGAAAAUUUGCCACAUAAGAAUUGACACAUUAGCCCAGAUUUUGACCUACAGUAAUGUUCGAGCCAAUUGUAACAUGGCUGUUGUGGAUACCACUAAUGGACUUGUAGUCGGAGCAGUCUUAGAAAGACUUGGAGGACAUGGGAAGGUUAUACAUUUUCACACAGGUGAAGUGACCAGACCUGCAUUAGAGGCUAUGGACUUUCCUCAACACUUUUUGGACACCCUCUAUAGUUUUCCUCUGAAUCAAACCAAUCAGAUAGAGAAUCCAGACUCACCAUAUGACGAACAAAGUGAAUCUAGAAAUAAAAAUGAAAGUAAAACAGAUCAGACUCAAAAUGAUAUUGCAAAGGAAACUGAAAACAAAAAUAAAACUGAGACAGAAAGUAUGGAUCAAAGUGAAAAUGAAGUCAAAACAGAAAAUGAUGAGACAAAAGAAAAAGAAUGUGUAGAUCUGAUCUCAGUAGAAACAAAGGAAACAGAUAAAACAUCAAAGAAACAAGAAGGAAAUCAGGGGAAAAGAAAGCACAGAGAUAGGGAAACAAGAGAACUCAGCAGAAAUCUAAGAAACAAAAAAAUAAGAGAAGCUAAACAGUUGUUGUUACAGAGAAAUAUGGACGGAUUGAUAGUGGCCUGUAAAUAUCAUCCAACACCUAUAGUAUUGGCUCUGUUAGAAUAUAUAGCUCCAUGUCGACCAAUAGUUUUGUACAGUCAACACAAAGAGCCAUUAAUGGACUGUUAUGCCUUUAUGAGAGAAAGAGGAGGAAUUGUAAACUUCAGGCUGACUGAGACAUGGCUCAGAGAGUAUCAGGUAUUACCAAUGAGGACACACCCACAUAUAGGGAUGAGUGGAGGAGGAGGGUAUCUAUUGACAGCUCUCACUCUAAUGAAACCUACUUGAUGAUUAUUGUGGUUCAUUGAAAUAAAAAAAAAAAUGAAAAAUGACCAUUAUUGAAUAGGACUCUUACAAGUCAUCAUAUCAGGAUGUUUAAGUAAUGGGAAGAUUUAUUGGUGAAGGAUACAUCAAAACAUUCUGAUUGGUUGCAGAUAUUCAAAACAAUGGAGGAUAGAUAUUUAAGGAUGUUCGCUACUCUGUUUCAAAAUAACAAGCUUUUUAAAAGACUGUUAUAAAUUGAUAGUAUAUAAAUAAAGGAACUAAAAUAGCAGAAAAAAAUGAAGGGUCCGUGUGCUUGUUUUCGAGAUAUAAGCCGUUGAAAAUUUGUUGGGAAAUAAUUCUCUCUAGACUUUUCAUACAUUUAACAUUGGCACCCUUUUGCUUUCAAAAAUUAUGAAAAAAUUACAAGGAUUUUAUAGGAUUUUCAAACAUGGCUUUUUAAACUUUAUGUAAUAAAAUUAUGAAAAGAAAAGUUGGGGUUAGCGUGGAAAAUUUUGUAAUGGCCCUACAUGGAUAAAACUAGAGGAUUCCGAAUAUCUGGCAAAAAUUCAAAAACAAGAGGAGUGAACAUCCUUAAUGAAGUAACUUUAAUGCCGUUUAAGCAUAUGUUCAAUGAAUUUAUCCAAUCUUGAGAUAUUAAAAUGGCAAAUAAAAAAAAAGGUUUACAAAGAGGACUAAAUAUUUCA
Molecule: messenger RNA, 2106 nt
Organism: Mytilus californianus (California mussel)
Lineage: Eukaryota; Metazoa; Mollusca; Bivalvia; Mytilida; Mytilidae
Product: tRNA (adenine(58)-N(1))-methyltransferase non-catalytic subunit TRM6-like
Exons: 12
Coding region: 17-1426 (469 amino acids)
Biological process (GO): tRNA methylation
Cellular component (GO): tRNA (m1A) methyltransferase complex; nucleus
Source: RefSeq, a predicted model, not a curated record